Messenger RNA from Rubroshorea leprosula, 615 nucleotides. NCBI's taxonomy places the organism in Eukaryota, Viridiplantae, Streptophyta, Magnoliopsida, Malvales, Dipterocarpaceae. The record is from the annotation of a GenBank genome assembly.
GCAUCUUCCUCCAUUUCUGCCUCAUCACCAAGCUCCUGAUCAAGCAAUGGAGGCUAAGGCUGCUGCUGCUGCACUUGCGAGGGUGGAUGGAGAGGAAUUGGCAACUGUGGCUGGUGCCGCUGUGUGGCUCGGGGGGUCAAAGUGGGCUGUUGUUGCUGCAGUUGCUGCUGUGAGGGAGGCUGGCUCAAACUUGGCAAUUGCUGCCAUCUGCGUUCUCAAGAACCCAACUCGGGUUCUCACCAGAGAACCUAGCUCGGGUUCUCAAGAACCCAGGUUGGGUUCCCACCGAGCUGGGUUCUCAAGAACCCAGUUCGGGUUCUCACCAGAGAACCCAACUCGGGUUCUCAAGAACCUAGGUCGGGUUCCCACCGAGCUGGGUUCUCUGGUGAGAACUCGAGCUGGGUUCUCCACCAAGAAAGAGAAAAAAAAAAGAAGAAGAAAGAAAGAGGUGAGGGAAAGAAGAAGAAUGAUCGGUGAUGAAGGUGAUGAAGAUUAGAGAUGGGUGAUUGAUGAUGAAGAAGAAUGAUCGGUGAUGAAGGUGGAGGAUGAUGAAGAUCGGAGAUGAUGGGUAAGAAUGGUGAUUAGAGGAUGAUGGAAGAAAAAGAGGAGGAAGGU